AUGUUCGGGUCGGGCCUAUUACCGGACGGCCCGAAGCCCGUGAGCCGGUCUUGGAAAAACGCGCAGUGGGCCACGCCGACGGUGUGGGCCCCGAGGAGGGCCACCGUGUCGUUGGCGGUGAGGCCCUUGGCCCGGAAGAGCCCGAGCACGGCCCGAAUGGGGUCGGACGGGCCCGGGAGGCUCGCGGCCUCGUUUGGGUCGGAGACGAGCCCGUCUCGACGGCCCGUGGGGACGUCGUAUCUGGGCCCGCCGGCGAGGGUGACGGAGUCCCGGGUGGCUAGGGUGAUGAUGUCGGCGCACGAGACGGUCGAGGGGCACGCGGCUUCGAGGGCUUUCUUGGCGGAGUCGAUUAGCCGCGGACGGUCUCGUUGGGGCCCGCGUCCUUUUCCGAUGGUGAGGUGGCGGUGGGGUCGAUCAGGAUUGACGCGUCGCAGCCCUAUUAGAUAG
Molecule: messenger RNA, 447 nt
Organism: Striga asiatica
Lineage: Eukaryota; Viridiplantae; Streptophyta; Magnoliopsida; Lamiales; Orobanchaceae
Source: the annotation of a GenBank genome assembly